UCUUCUGGUUUCUUGUGAUCUGGCGGAGUGGGAGGAGUCAGGGGGAGGGGAAUACCCGCUGCAGGGAGGGCGCAGAAGAGAGCAGAGGCCAGUCACUUUGACACACUCAUGCAAACACACACUUGCAUGCAGUGGAUAUGGAGGAGAGGAAGGUAGGAGUCAGAAUGAGAAACAGACAGAGGAGAUCUUCGACAAACUGAAGGCAGAGACGGAAAACUCGGGAAAAAGCAUUCCCAACAUUUCAAAGAGUUUUGGGAAAUCUGAGGAUGUUUUUUUCCCUUGUUGGAAAUCCUUUUUGGAGUAUGCAACCCUCCCUUAAAGAAGCUUUUUCUGCAUAAAUUGAGUAAAGUCACAAUGCCAACAGACGACUACAGCUACCUGCCAGAUGUGUUGCCUCCUCUUCCUGAAGUCCCGGACUCCGGCUCAGCCCUGAGCCCCGUCGACAUCCCCGCCCGCUGCCUCCGCCACUCGUCCUUCCACCGCGCCUCCUCGCGGUACUGCUCAGCCAUCAGCAUGGACUCCUCACCCGACAGCGCCGAGAGGCCGAUCAGCUACGGGUCCACCUCGUCCUCGGCCUCCUCCCGAGACAGUCACUGCUCGCUGGGCAGCCGCUCCACCCUCGUCUCCCCCCCGCACUGUCACCCCGUGACCUCGGACUGCGACUCCGGGGCGAUUCGGUUGGAGCUGGUUCCAGCCAGGCAGCUGGGAUGCAGGGAGGAAGAUGAGGGAGAGGAGAAGCAUCUCGGCGGACAGAAGGAACAUUCUGAGCCUGAGAUGAGUCCUGAAGGAGGAGAGAGGACGCUGCAGGUGCAGGGACCCAGAACGUACGUGGACCGAGUGGUGCAGGAGAUUCUGGACACAGAGAGGACGUACGUGCAGGACCUCCGCAGCAUCGUGGAGGAUUACUUGGAAUGCAUCUCCAAACAGUCUCGACUGGCGUUGAGCUCACAGGAUAAAAGUUCACUUUUUGGCAACAUCCGAGACAUCUACCACUUUAACAGGGACCUCCUUCAUCACCUGGAGAAGUGUAACUCAGACCCCGUGGCCAUCGCCGAGUGCUUUGUCUCCAAGAGUGAAGAGUUCCACAUCUAUACCCAGUACUGCACCAACUACCCACGGUCAGUGGCUGUGCUCACAGAGUGCAUGAGGAACAAGGCGUUGGCCAAGUUUUUCCGCGAGCGCCAAGAAUCACUGAGACACUCCCUACCCUUGGGUUCUUACUUGCUCAAGCCGGUGCAACGGAUCCUAAAGUACCACCUUCUGCUGCAUGAGAUAGCCAACCACAUGGAGAAGGACACAGAGACCCAUGAAGUGGUGCAGGAGGCCAUUGACACCAUGCAGAGAGUGGCCUGGCACAUCAACGACAUGAAGAGGAAACACGAGCACGCAGUUAGACUGCAGGAAAUCCAGAGUCUCCUGACCAACUGGAAAGGGCCCGAUCUGAUCGGAUACGGGGAGUUGGUUCUUGAAGGAACGUUCCGUCUGCAGCGAGCCAAAAAUGAAAGGACCCUUUUUCUAUUUGACAAGCUGCUGCUGAUUACGAAGAAGCGAGAAGAAACGUACACAUACAAGGCUCACAUAUUGUGUUGCAAUCUGAUGCUUGUUGAAGUUAUUCCAAAAGAGCCACUAAGUUUCAGCGUGUUUCACUACAAGAACCCUAAGCUACAGCACACAGUGCAGGCCAAAUCGCAGCAAGACAAGCGCAUGUGGAUCUUACACCUCAAAAGGCUCAUACUUGAAAACCAUCCUGCAAAAAUUCCUGCCAAGGCGAAACAAGCAAUUUUGGAGAUGGAUGCAAUCCACCACCCUGGGUUUCAUUACAGCCCCGAUGGGGACAAGAAGGACUCUCCUCAAACCAAGGAAGGCCCCACUCCUCGUAGAGGACGCAGGAAAGAACCCCUCAGCAAAUUACUGAAGAAUGCAAAGCAGAACACAGCCCACACUGACACUGAAAAACGAACAAGCUUAGGAGUUAGCCUACUUUCUCCAGUGUCCCAGCUGGCUCUGGGCACUAUAGGCCGCAGUCGAAGCCUCAUCAACCAAUCUCAGGAGUCCCUGGAUCCCGGAGAUCACUAUGAGCACAGUGACAGGGAGGAAGGGGAGGAGCCACACCAGCAGGAUGCUGACGAUGAAGAUGAAAGUGCUCCUGGUGGUGGCAGGAGGCUACGCAUUCCAGGCAAAAGCAGCAGAAAGAGGCUGAACCCUCAAGCAUCUGUUGACAGCAUUGAACAAUGGAAAUCCUUCAACAUGAGUUCCUCAGACCUUCAGAGAGCCAGAGAAUCAUUGGUAAGAGAAGGAAGUCACCACCCACCACUUCUGAGGACGCCGCAUGUGACCGAGGAACCUCCGGAGUCCCCGAUCCCAUCUGUAAUAGUCACAGAAAGUGACCAUUCAGUGAGGAAUAUCUGGGCUGACCACCGAGCUCGCCGGGCCAUGUUCCCCACCCGCCAGAGGACAAUGCAGCCCGAUGAUGAGGAUGAAGACAUAUAUCAGAUGUUUGUUCCCACCGAGCAAAGCGCACCAGAACCGGAGUCCCCCGCAGAAAGGUCAGAGGCUUCCUUAUCCCCUCGGACAGCUCGGCCCUGCAGUUGGCAUGUUGAGCAGGUGCCCACGGUGCAAGUUGACCCCCCGCCGGAUAGCAGCAGAGUCCUGCGGAGAGCCAGCAGUGUAGGAGAGAAGGCCACAGAGACUCGAAGUCCUGAACAAGAACAAGCAAGUCGUAGCAAUUUAGAAGUGAUCAACACGGAAUCGUCCAGCAAUGAAAUAUCUGGAUCCUCGUCGGCCGAACAACUGACCAUAGACGAUAUAGAGAAUGUAUAUGACAAUAUCAGCUAUGAGGACCUGAGGAGUAUGGGCCUCAUCAGAAGGGACCCUGAAGAAAGUCAGAAACAGAAAGAAACUUCUGGAAUCACACAAGCGGAAAGAGUACAAAGCCCUCCAAGGAUCGCGGAGCCAGUAAAUGAAGCGGACUCCUCAUCCGAGAGCAACCGGUCUUCUGCGCCGGAGGUGAAGCCAUAUGAGUCGUGUGAGCUGAAAAUUGUGGAAGAAGAGAUCUAUGACACCAUCUGUUUUAGGGAACCUCCAUCAACGGAACUGAAUGAAGGUAAUAAAAGUUUACUGUCUUUGGAACAAGAUCCGCAAACUAAAACUUGUGCGGGGACUUUGUCAGAGGAGAGCCUCCAUUUAGGUGACAAUGAAGUACCGGAAGGUUCCCGCUCUCUUUCAAGCUCCUCUCAGCCAGAUCACUGUUACUCCUCUUCCUCUUCUGAGAUAUUUGCACAGAAAGGAGACAAGAUGUCUGAGGAGGUUGAUGAAAUCUGGAGUGACUUAGAAAACUACAUCAAAACCAAUGAGAAGAAGGCCGAUCGGCUUCCUGCUGCAUUUCCUGUGAGCGCCAAUGAGUCAUCCAAGGUUUCAUCUGGUAAAAAUAGCCCCAAAAGGAGCCCCUCUGGAGAAACUCCUCAAGCUGCCAGCCCUCCAGCCAAGAAUAGCCCGACUCAUCAGUCCAAACCCCAUUCUGUCACCUCCACACCAUCAUUCACCAUCCCUGUUCUCAGGCUCCCCGAUCUCCAAAGUGAAAAUCCCACUGAAGAAGAAAGCCCCAACCCAACGCCAGCAUCCCGCCCCCUUCCAGUCCCCCCAGAGCCCCCACCGGGCACCGUGAAAAGCAUUCGGAACAGACUAGCUCGCCUAAGCAGCGGCAGCUUCCGCCUGGAGGACGAUGACCUUGUAGAGCUCCCCCAGCGUAGUCCUUCUCAAAGAGACCCCAGCAUCAGGGACCUCCAUAGUCUGUUCCCGGGGGAGUUAGCAGGUCUGGACACACCUUUAGCCUCUUCCUCUCUCCUGCUGGGCGAGUCAAUAGACUUUCCUCUGGAAAUUAUGGACAAGAGCAAGAGUCGUGUCUUCCUGAUGGCAAGGCAGUACAGCCAGAAGAUCAAGAAGGCCAACCAGCUUCUACGCAUGAGGAGUAUGGACCCUGGAGACUCGUGCAGUCGAGCCAGAAUGGAGAAAAAACAGAAAGACCUUGCAGCCAUAUUGGAGGAAAAGAAACAAGGAGGUGCAGCUAUAGGAGCAAGAAUUGCAGAGUACUCCCAGCUUUACGACCAGGUGAUGUUCAAGGACUCUCCUGGACAAGCUGCUCAAGCCUUCUCUCAGCCUGUCAGUAGUUCAGGACCGUCGUUGUCCUUGUCUGGGACUCAGAGCUCCCUGGAUGAGGACUGGCUCCACUCCACCUACAGCAACGGGGAGCUGGCAAGCUUUGUGUCUUCAUCCAGCGAUGCGAUGGACGCGCAGGCAACCACAAGCCCUCAGCGCAGGAUUGUCUCCUCCUGCUCCAUCCCUUCUCUGAAGACUAUCCCUUCUUCAAGUGCUCCAACGCCACAAAGGUGGAGCUCAUGCUUGUCUGCACCAAGUGAGAAGGAGGAACACGUGUACAGUUCCAUCAAGAGACAUCCUUCCUUUAAUGCAACAUCUUCCCCAUCCGUACAAUGCCACUCAGCCGGCUCUCUGGUCAGCCAACAGCAAGAGGCGCAACCCGAACCUGGAUGUAAUGGACUACCUACGCACAGAACCACAGACAGAUCUCACGGUCCCAGUUUGGGCCACACUGGUCGACAGAGCAGCCUUCCAGACCAGCUGAUCCUGGGACGGUCAGAUCUCACUUUACACGACGGCCAACAGGUGGUGGUCCUCAAUCGCGCUUCUGCUCUCAGCAUACUCAACGCUACCCAGAACUACCUGGCCAACUUCAAGGACAACGGGGAAGACGACGAUGACUAUGUAGAGAUCCGCUCCGAGGACGAAAGCGAAGCAGAAAGGAACCAGUUGCCGCGGGGUAACGCUGGCUCGGCUGCCCUUUCCAACCAAAACCGGAGUCUCGUCCAGUCUUUGAGUCUGCCGUCUACACCUCUGCGAAGCUGCGACCCGUUAAAACCUCUGGAGAAAUACCUGUGGAGCGAGCCGCAGCAGAACCAACCGAAAAUCGUUCAGUCUCUGAGGGAGAAGUUUCAGUGUCUGAGCUCCAGCAGCUUUGCGUGAAAAUCCGUGUUGACAAACAGCAUAUAGCAACAAAGGGACAAAGCAUAUUUUACAUACAACUUCCUGAGCAGUUCUUAAAUAGCAGCCAUAUUUGUAGUGCACAGGUCUAAGCAUGAGCUUUCUUAGCACUACUAAGCAAGAAUACAAGAUCUUCACAAACAAUAGUCUGAACUAUAUUUACUAUCAGAAGUUUAAACUUUUACACUGCUUUAUGUGUGAGCCUUGUAAAGAUUAUUGACUUAUGAACUGGUUUUGUUGAAAUGGUUUAUGUCUCUUCCUGGGCAUCAAACAUCACAUAGAUCUGCAGGAGAUUCCACUGUCAAUAGUUUCAGAGUUCUCCCAAAAGUUUUGCUCUUAAGGUAGCUAUAUUUUCACUUUUAGUUAAUAUGGUUAAAAGAGAUAAACAGCAAUUUUUUUUUGCAUACAACAAGCAGCUUCACAGCACCAAACAUGCAACCUUCAGACAUUCUGCUCGGUUUAGUUUGUCACUUGACAAAAGAGUGCAGCUCUAUUAGGAAUCCAAAUGUAAGUUGUGUGUUUUUUGUCAUUCUUCCUGACAAUUGUGUCACCAAUAGGUUAUAAAGAGCUUUAAAAUAAUGCAAAACUACAUGCUUAUAUGCUGCACUGCUGCUGUUUAGGGGUUGUAUUUGUUUGAAAUCUGUGAAUAACUUUCAAAUGUUUUACAUUUUAUGGGCAAAAUGUAUGGAAUCAAAUCAGAACCAGCUUUAAGUGAACGAAAAAAGACGAUUGAAAAUUUGAAAAUGGACAUUGUAACUGAUUUUUUUUUUCGAAAAUUUGAAAACUGAAAAAAAAUUGAAAACAAGACAUUGU
Messenger RNA from Oryzias melastigma (Indian medaka), 5868 nucleotides. Its product is annotated as pleckstrin homology domain-containing family G member 1. The record is from RefSeq and is a predicted model, not a curated record. The coding region runs from base 355 to 5037 and encodes 1560 amino acids. The transcript is spliced from 17 exons. Gene Ontology annotation, biological process: intracellular signal transduction. Gene Ontology annotation, molecular function: guanyl-nucleotide exchange factor activity. NCBI's taxonomy places the organism in Eukaryota, Metazoa, Chordata, Actinopteri, Beloniformes, Adrianichthyidae.